AUAACGCAGUUUCUUUUUGUCUAUAAAAGUGAUGUGAUUGACAUUUUCUAUCAACAAAUUUCCAUCACGAUUAUUGUUAUUUAAUUAUUACAAUCCUCGAGUGCUGCGGUCGCAAAGCUAUGCACAGUCUAAACCUGGAAGGUCAGUACGCGAACACGAAUGGGGCUGCCAAUCCUGAACGAGUGGUCAUCCUGGACGCCGGGGCGCAGUACGGGAAAGUCAUCGACCGAAAGGUCCGGGAGCUGAACAUCGAGGCGCACAUUCUGCCGCUGGACACGCCGGCGUUCAACAUUAAGGAAGGGGGCUACAGGGCCGUGAUCAUCUCGGGGGGGCCGAGUUCGGUGUACGCGGAGGACGCGCCCAGAUACGAUGCGGAUAUUUUUCGAAUAGGUUUGCCAGUUUUAGGGAUUUGUUACGGGAUGCAGAUGAUGAAUAAGGAGUUCGGGGGGACCGUGAUUAGGAAAGACAGCAGAGAAGAUGGGCAAUACAAUAUAGAAGUGAACACAAAAAGCAUUUUAUUCAAAGGUCUCGAUAAAGUCCAAACAGUAUUGCUAACCCACGGCGACGCCAUCGACAAAGUUGCCGACAAUUUCCGACCGAUCGCCCAGAGCUCCUCCUUCUGCGCCGGCAUCUGCAACGAGAAGCUCCGCCUCUACGGUCUCCAAUUCCACCCCGAGGUCGACCUCACCCCCAACGGCAAGACCAUCCUGCGAAAUUUCCUCUUCGACGUCGCCGGCCUCACCGGCAACUACACCAUGCCCACCCGCGAGAAGGAGUGCGUCAAAUACAUCAAGAGCACGGUCGGCAACAACAAGGUCCUCUUGCUGGUCAGCGGCGGCGUCGACAGCACCGUCGCGGCGGCGCUCCUCCACAAGGCGCUCCGCCCCGACCAGAUCAUCGCCAUCCACAUCGACAACGGCUUCAUGCGGAAGAACGAGAGCACCAAAGUCUACCACUCCCUGCAGAAGAUCGGCCUGAGCCUGCGCGUCGUCAAGGCCGCCAGCACCUUCCUCGAGGGCACGACGGUGGUGCCCGUGGACAAGCACGAGGCGACGCUGCGCACGACGCUCACGAGCAUGCUGUGCAAGACGUGCGACCCGGAGGAGAAGAGGAAGAUCAUCGGCGACGUGUUCGUGCGCAUCUCGGACGAGAUCAUCGCCGACCUCAACCUCAAGGCCGAGGAGGUGGUGCUCGGCCAGGGCACGCUGCGGCCGGACCUGAUCGAGUCGGCCUCGGCGCUGGUCUCGUCCAAGGCCGACACGAUCAAGACGCACCACAACGACUCGGAGAUGGUGCGGAAGCUGCGGGCGGAGGGGCGGGUGGUGGAGCCGCUGAAGGACUUCCACAAGGACGAGGUGCGGGCGCUGGGGAGGGACCUGGGGCUGGCGCCGGAGCUGGUCAUGAGGCACCCGUUCCCGGGGCCGGGCUUGGCGAUCAGGGUGCUGUGCGCGGAGGAGCCGUACAUGGAGAGGGAUUUCUCAGAGACGCAGGUGCUGGUGAAGAUCAUCGUCGAGUUCGACCAGAUGCUGCAGAAGAAGCACGCGCUCUUGAACAGGGUGGAGGCGGUGACGAAUAACGAGGAGAGAAACGUAUUAAGGAAAAUCUCCAGUAAGCAAAAGCUGGCAGCCACACUCCUACCGAUUCGAAGCGUCGGAGUCCAAGGCGAUUGCCGUUCGUACAGUUACGUCGUAGGUAUUUCGAGUGAAAAAGAGCCCGAUUGGGACGACCUCAUGUUUCUCGCUUGCCUUAUACCAAGAAUUUGCCGGAAUAUAAACAGAGUCUGUUACGUCUUCGGCGGCCUCGUUAAAGAACCGAUUGUAGACCUCACCAUCACAUACCUUACUUGUAACGUUUUAGCGACAUUAAGACAAUGCGACGACGUCGCCACCACGGUGUUACAAAAUAGUGGUCAUAUGAAUUCAGUGAGUCAAAUGCCUGUGAUUCUGCUACCUUUACACUUUGACAGGGACCAGGCAUUGAGGAUCCCCUCCUGUCAGCGAUCGAUAGUAUUGAGACCGUUUUGCACACGUGACUUUAUGACAGGAAUGCCUGCAGUACCUGGGAAACAACUGCCUUUAGAUGUCGUGCAGAAAAUGGUUGUAGAGAUUUUGCAAGUUCCGGGCGUUUCUAGGGUGUUGUACGACUUAACUUCAAAGCCCCCAGGCACAACAGAAUGGGAAUGAUAAUCAGCAACAUUGUCAUAAAUUAUUAAUUGUGUAAUUUGUUAGCAUGGACAGACUAUAAGAAGGUUUCCUGUUUUAUUCUUUUAAAAUAUAUUGUAUAUGGUUGUUGACAACGGCGAACUGUGUUUUGUUACGAUUUUGAUUUUUAAUUAAUACACUUGGCUCAAAAAUAUUUGUAUAUGUUGAUUGUGCACUUUUUUCCAAGACAAAUUGGACGAACCAUUGUUAUCGCGGCAUAUGCUAUGGAGUCAGUUAUUACUUUUUUUACAUUAAACUGGCAAGUUGCACUUUAUAUAUUUAACUUAUUUUAUUUUUCCUUUGUGUUAAUAAAAGUCAAUUCUAUUAAUA
Zophobas morio is the source of this 2531-nucleotide messenger RNA. It is a transcript of the gene bur, whose product is annotated as GMP synthase [glutamine-hydrolyzing]. Gene Ontology annotation, biological process: GMP biosynthetic process. Gene Ontology annotation, molecular function: GMP synthase activity; ATP binding; GMP synthase (glutamine-hydrolyzing) activity. The transcript has 7 exons. Bases 120 to 2183 code for a protein of 687 amino acids. Gene Ontology annotation, cellular component: cytosol. NCBI's taxonomy places the organism in Eukaryota, Metazoa, Arthropoda, Insecta, Coleoptera, Tenebrionidae. The record is from RefSeq and is a predicted model, not a curated record.